Messenger RNA from Trematomus bernacchii (emerald rockcod), 1128 nucleotides. Its product is annotated as zona pellucida-like domain-containing protein 1. NCBI's taxonomy places the organism in Eukaryota, Metazoa, Chordata, Actinopteri, Perciformes, Nototheniidae. Gene Ontology annotation, cellular component: cell surface. The transcript has 10 exons. Bases 1 to 1128 code for a protein of 375 amino acids. The record is from RefSeq and is a predicted model, not a curated record.
AUGUGGCUGUCCCUUCUCACCUGUCAUCUCGCCACACUGCUUGUCGCCCGAGCUCAAAAUGCCUGCUUUGGACAGUCCACAUUCAGAAGUCCGGUUAACUCGGACAUCGAGGUCCUGUGUGGCUCUCAGACGGUGCAGCUGCAGAUCCUCAUGUGUCCCGUCUAUUUCAACGGAUACAACGAGUCCCUGCUGGCCCUCAACUCAGAACACUCCAAACUCCAGUGUAAAGGGACUGCUGACUGGACAGCAGACCCGCCGGUUGUCAAAUUCAACUUCUCAAUCACAGAGGAGGGAAUCACCUUCUGCUCCAGCCAGCUGACUGUCACUGAGGAGGUGGGCUCUGGACUGUUUGCAGACUACUCCAAGGUGCAGUACAUCGGCAUCUCAGGCAUGGUCUGCUCUGAGGACCCCGGCUCAGGAGCCAUCACGUACCACCAGGAGGUGAUGUACAGGUUCUCCUGCCGCUACCCCCUGCAGUACCUGGUCAACAACACUCAGAUGAGCGUGUAUGGGGUCAACCUGGCAGUGAAAGACAAUAAUGGGAGUUUCAUCAGCACGCUGAGCAUGAGACUCUUCUCGGACAGCGGAUACUCCUCCUCGCUGCAGAUGCCUUCGGGCGGCCUGGAGCUGAAGACCAGGAUCUUUGUAGAAGUGAAGGCGUCCAACCUGACUGACAGAUUCAACGUGCUCCUCGACCGAUGUUACGCCACAACCUCGCCUUUUCACGCCGACGCCACAUAUUACGAUCUCUUCGUUGGGUGUAACCGGGAUUCCCAGACAUUGCUGGAAGUGAACGGAGUGCAUCAGGAAGCCCGCUUCUCCUUCGAGGCUUUCCGCUUCGUCCAGAGCGCGGAGGCUACCCCCCUCUCCACCUACUACGUGCACUGUGCCACCCGGCUCUGUGUCCACUCCUUCUGCCCUCAGCUCACUCUGAACUGCACCGCUGACACCACCUCAAGGAGGCGCCGCAGCACCACCCAGGACACCUCAGUGAGCGACAUGGCCACCGUCAGCUCAGGCCCCAUCUCCACCCGCCCUGAUUAUGGGUAUCUGAUGGCAUUUGAAGGAAGGAGGAACAUAACAGAGUGGACUCAAAAACGGAAGUUUGUUCCAAUACGAAGAUUGUGA